Molecule: messenger RNA, 916 nt
Organism: Manduca sexta (tobacco hornworm)
Lineage: Eukaryota; Metazoa; Arthropoda; Insecta; Lepidoptera; Sphingidae
Product: protein obstructor-E
Exons: 5
Coding region: 130-843 (237 amino acids)
Cellular component (GO): extracellular region
Molecular function (GO): chitin binding
Source: RefSeq, a predicted model, not a curated record
AGGCGCGCGCAGCCGCUGCGUUCGUCAGUCGAGCCAGGGUCGCUAGAGGGGUCGGACCGCAAUCUAGUCAUUAAAAAAAAUAAUAAUUAUUAUUUCUUUUACAUAUAAUUUUGUAAUCAAAAGGUCAUCAUGAAAGUGUUCAUCGUUUUAACGGCAGUCACCGCUCUGGCGAGUGCGCAAUUCAAAUGCCCCGGUAAAGAUGGCCAAUACGAAGACGAUAGACAGUGCGACAAGUUCUACGAGUGCGUGGACGGCGUCGCCACCACCAAGCUGUGCCCCGACGGGCUCGUGUUCGACCCUACCAUCAGGAAGAUCAACAAGUGCGACCAGCCCUUCAACGUAGACUGCGGUGACAGGACUGAACUUCAACCCCCCAAGCCCAACGCGCAGUGCCCCCGCCGUAACGGUUUCUUCGCUCACCCCGACGCCUCCGUUUGCAACAUCUUCUUCAACUGCAUUGAGGGAGAAGCCACCGAAGUCAAGUGUACCGCUGGACUCCACUUCGACGAGUACUCCGGUACCUGCGUCUGGCCUGAGGCUGCUGGCAGACAAGGCUGCAACAACCAAGAGAAAAAAACCAAGGAUGGCUUUGAGUGCCCCAAGGAGCAGCAAGUAGAUGCCCAAGGCCUGCCAGUUGCCCACCCCAAGUUCCCCCACCCCAACGACUGCCAGAGGUUCUACGUGUGCCUGAACGGUAUUGAGCCCCGUGACCUCGGCUGCCAAGUCGGAGAGGUUUACAACGAAGAGAGCCAGAAGUGUGACGCGCCCGAGAACGUGCGCGGAUGCGAGGACUGGUACAAGGACUCAGAGGAGGCCGCGCCAGGACCCAAGGCGAGGUCCUAAGCCUCUUUAGUGAUACUGAUACUCUAACUACCUAUUAAGACUAAUUAAGUUAAAUAAAAUUUAAGUUAAUUAA